GAUUGUUUGUUUGAGAUUUUUCUUGUUUCUUGAGGUAGGCUUGUAUUGCUAUAAACUUCCCUUUUAGAACUGCUUUUGCUGCAUCCCAUAGGUUUCGGAUCAUUGUGUUUUCAUUGUAAUUUGUCUCUAGGUAUUUUUUUAUUUCCUCUUUGAUUUCUUCAGUGAUCUCGUGGUUAUUUAGUAACGUAUUGUUUAACCUCCAUAUGUUUGUAUUUUUUACAUUUUCUUCCCUGUAAUUGAUUUCUAAUCUCAUAAUGUUGUGGUUGGAAAAGAUGCUUGAUAUUUCAAUUUUCUUAAAUUUACCGAGGCUUGAUUUGUGGCCCAAGAUGUGACCUAUCCUGGAGAAUGUUCCAUGUGCACUUGAGAAGAAAGUAUAAUCUGCUGUUUUUGGAUGGUAUGUCCUAUAAAUAUCAAUUAAAUCUAUCUGGCCUAUUGUGUCAUUUAAAGCUUGUGUUUCCUUAUUAAUUUUCUGUAUGGAUGAUCUGUCCAUUGGUGUAAGUGAGGUGUUAAGAGGCCCCCACUAUUAUUGUGUUACUGUCGAUUUCCUCUUUUAUAGCUGUUAGCAGUUGCCUUAUGUAUUGAGGUGCUCCUGUGUUGGGUGCAUAUAUAUUUAUAAUUGUUAUAUCUUCUUCUUGGAUUGAUCCCUUGAUCAUUAUGUAGUGUCCUUCCUUGUCUCUUAUAACAUUCUUUAUUUUAAAGUCUGUUUUAUCUGAUAUGAGUAUUGCUACUCCAGCUUUCUUUUGAUUUCCAUUUGCAUGGAAUAUCUUUUUCCAUCCCCUCACUUUCAGUCUGUAUCUGUCCCUAGGUCUGACGUGGUUCUCUUGUAGACAGCAUAUAUAUGGGUCUUGUUUUUGUGUCCAUUCAGUGAACCUGUAUCUUUUGAUUGGAGCAUUUAAUCCAUUCACAUUUAAAGUAAUUAUUGAUAUAUGUUCCUAUUACCAUUUUCUUAAUUGUUAUGGGUUUGUUUUUGUAGGUCCUUUUCUUCUCUUGUGUUUCCAACUUAGAGAAGUUUCUUUAGCAUUUGUUGUAGAGCUGGUUUGGUGGUACUGAAUUCUCUUAGCUUUUGCUUGUCUGUAAAGCUUUUGAUUUCUCCAUCGAAUCUGAAUGAGAUCCUUGCCAGGUAGAGUAAUCUUGGUUGUAGUUUCUUCCCUUUCAUCACUUUAAAUAUAUCAUGCCACUCCCUUCUGGCUUGUAGAGUUUCUGCUGAGAAAUUAGCUGUUAACCUUAUGGGAGUUCCCUUGUAUGUUAUUUUUUGUUUUUCCCUUGUUGCUUUCAAUAAUUUUUCUUUGUCUUUAAUUUUUGUCAGUUUGAUUACUGUGUGUCUCGGCAUGUUUUUCCUUGGAUUUAUCCUGCCUAGGACUCUGUGUACUUCCUGGACUUGGGUGGCUAUUUCCUUUCCCAUGUUAGGGAAGCUUUCAACUAUAAUCUCUUCAAAUAUUUUCUCGGGUCCUUUCUCUUUCUUUUCUCCUUCUGGGACCCCCUAUAUUGUGAAUGUUGUUGUGUUUAAUGUUUUCCCAGAGGUCUCUUAAGCUGUCUUCAUUUCUUUUCAUUCUUUUUUCUUUAUUCUGUUCUGUGGCAGUGAAUUCCACCAUUCUGUCUUCCAGGUCACUUGUCUGUUCUUCUGCGUCAGUUAUUCUGCUAUUGAUUCCUUCUAGUGUAUUUUUCAUUUCAGUUAUUGUAUUGUUCAUCUCUGUUUGUUUGUUCUUUAAUUCUUCUAGGUGUUCUUUAAUUCUUCUAGGUCUCUGUUAAACAUUUCUUGUAUCUUCUUGAUCUUUGCCUCCAUUCUUUUUCUGAGGUCCUGGAUCAUCUUCACUAUCAUUACUCUGAAUUCUUUUUCUGGAAGGUUGCCUAUCUCCAUUUAGUUGUUUUUCUGGGGUUUUAUCUUGUUCCUUCAUCUGGUACAUAGUGCUCUGCCUUUUCAUCUUGUCUAUCUUUCUGUGAAUGUGGUUUUUGUUGCACAGGCUGCAGGAUUGUAGUUCUUCUUGCCUCUGCUGUCUGCCUUCUGGUGGAUGAGGCUAUCUAAGAGGCUUGUGCAAGUUUCUUGAUGGGAGGGACUGGUGGUGAGUAGAGUUGGGUGUUGCUCUGGUGGGCAGAGCUCAGUAAAACUUUAAUCCGCUUGUCUGCUGAUGGGUGGGGCUGGUUUCCCUCCCUGUUGGUUGUUUGGCCUGAGGCGACCCAACACUGGAGCCUACCCAGCUCUCUGGUGGGACCAGUGGUGGGCUCUGGGAGGGCUCACGCCAAGGAGCACUUCCCAGAACUUCUGCUGCCAGUGUCCUUGUCCUCACAGUGAGCCACAGCCAUCCUCCGCCUCUGCAGGAGACCCUCCAACACUAGCAGUACUUUUGUGGUUUGGGAUCUUACACUGGUUGAAGGGUUGCACACACCAGCUGCAGGCUCCUGUCCCAGUUUGGUGAACAGACUGCACACACAGGCGGUACUUCACCAGGAAGCUUCUCCUCGAGGGUGGGGCAGGGCUGGCAAAAACUUACAUCCAUGAGAGAUUCCAGUGUCGGGGAUGAGGACUGGACUCCAGUCGACAAAUUGAGUUUCCCACUUUGGAGACAGGGCGGAGGUGUUCGUGGGACAGACAGGAAGCCAGCGAUUUCCACAGGAGGUGCCGUGGGUGUGGUCAGAGUGACCACAGGGUUUCCGUGAGGCAGAGAAUAGGGGUGCUGCACACCUGUUUCUGGCCUCCUGUGUAGUUGAUGCCCUUCAGGCUCUUGAGUCACUAACAGCCGGUGCCCGUGCGUCCCCAUCGUCUGUGGCGUUGCCCUGACCACGACAGGCCAGGGCUCCUGCUCCAGGAGAUCCGGUGUCUUUGGGCCUGGAAAGGUCCCUCCACCACGAAGCACAGAGAGGAUGCCAUGAGGAAGGCUGGUGUGGCCCACAGUAAAUCCAGCAAGGACAUGGAGAGCCACGUGUUUCUGAAGGCCAAGACUCGGGAUGAAUACCUUUCUCUCGUGGCCAGGCUCAUUAUCCAUUUUCGAGACAUCCAUAACAAGAAAUCACAAGCUUCUGUCAGUGACCCUAUGAAUGCGCUGCAGAGCCUGACUGGCGGGCCCGCCGCGGGAGCAGCCGGCAUUGGCCUACCUGCUCGGGGCCCCGGCCAGCCCCUGGGCGGGAUGGGCGGCCUGGGGGCCAUGGGGCAGCCGAUGCCACUCUCGGGGCAGCCACCUCCUGGCACCUCGGGGAUGGCCCCCCAUGGCAUGGCCGUCGUGUCCACGGCCGCUCCGCAGACCCAGCUGCAGCUCCAGCAGGUGGCGCUGCAGCAGCAGCAGCAGCAGUUCCAGGCACAGCAGCAGGCGGCGCUGCAGCAGCAGCAGCAGCAGCAGUUCCAGGUGCAGCAGAGUGCCAUGCAGCAGCAGUUUCAGGCCGUGGUGCAGCAGCAGCAGCUCCAGCAGCAGCAGCAGCAGCAGCAUCUGAUCAAGUUGCAUCAUCAGAACCAGCAGCAGAUGCAGCAGCAGCAGCAACAACAACUACAACGGAUGGCACAGCUGCAGCUGCAGCAACAGCAACAGCAGCAGCAGCAGCAGCAGCAGGCUUUGCAGGCCCAGCCACCAAUACAGCAGCCCCCAAUGCAGCAGCCACAGCCUCCCCCCUCACAGGCCCUGCCCCAGCAGCUGCAGCAGCUGCAUCACCCGCAGCACCACCAGCCACCACCACAGCCCCAGCCGCCAGUGGCCCAGAACCAGCCAUCGCAGCUCCCGCCUCAGUCACAGACACAGCCUUUGGUGUCGCAGGCUCCGGCCCUCCCCGGACAGAUGCUGUAUGCCCAGCCGCAGCUGAAACUCGUCCGCGCUCCGAUGGUGGUGCAGCAGCCGCAGGUGCAGCCCCAGGUGCCGCAGGUGCAGCCCCAGGUGCCACCGCAGCCAGCAGUGCCGACGGCUCAGGCCUCCCAGAUAGUGGGUCCCGGAGUCCAGGUCAGCCAGAGUGGCCUCACCAUGCUGUCGUCACCGUCGCCGGGCCAGCAGGUGCAGACCCCGCAGUCGAUGCCCCCUCCCCCCCAGCCGUCCCCGCAGCCCGGCCCACCCAGCUCACAGCCCAACUCCAACGUCAGCUCCGGCCCUGCCCCGUCCCCCAGCAGCUUCCUGCCCAGCCCUUCGCCGCAGCCCUCCCAGAGUCCGGUGACGGCGCGCACCCCGCAGAACUUCAGCGUCCCCUCCCCAGGACCUUUGAACACGCCUGUGAACCCCAGCUCCGUCAUGAGCCCCGCGGGCUCGAGCCAGGCCGAGGAGCAGCAGUACCUGGACAAGCUGAAGCAGCUGUCCAAGUACAUCGAGCCCCUGCGCCGUAUGAUCAACAAGAUCGACAAGAACGAAGACAGAAAAAAGGACCUGAGUAAGAUGAAGAGCCUUCUGGACAUACUGACAGAUCCCUCCAAGCGAUGCCCUCUGAAAACGCUGCAGAAGUGUGAGAUCGCCCUGGAGAAACUCAAGAAUGACAUGGCAGUGCCCACGCCCCCACCUCCCCCGGUGCCACCAACCAAGCAGCAGUACCUGUGCCAGCCACUCCUGGAUGCCGUCCUGGCCAAUAUUCGCUCACCUGUCUUCAACCAUUCCCUGUACCGCACGUUCGUGCCUGCCAUGACGGCCAUACACGGCCCCCCUAUCACGGCCCCGGUGGUUUGCACCCGGAAGCGUAGGUUUGAAGAGGACGAACGGCAGAGCAUCCCCAAUGUGCUCCAGGGGGAGGUGGCCCGGCUAGACCCCAAGUUCCUGGUGAACUUGGACCCUUCUCACUGCAGUAACAACGGCACCGUCCACCUGAUAUGCAAGCUGGAUGACAAGGACCUCCCCAGCGUGCCACCGCUGGAGCUCAGCGUGCCUGCCGACUACCCUGCCCAGAGCCCACUGUGGAUCGACCGGCAGUGGCAGUACGACGCCAACCCCUUCCUGCAGUCGGUGCACCGGUGCAUGACCUCGCGGCUGCUGCAGCUCCCUGACAAGCACUCGGUCACGGCCCUGCUCAACACCUGGGCCCAGAGCAUCCACCAGGCCUGCCUCUCAGCCGCCUAGCCGCCACCGCCACUGCAUCUCCGGCUGCCUGCCCUCCAGGGACCGUGGGGCAGCCGGCAGCCUCGUCGGGGCCCCGUGUCGGACAUUUCUAGAUGCUGGCUUCCUUAGAGAGCUUGGGCUUAGGUUAACUUUCCUGCUUUUAUCUUCUGCCUUGGGGACCUGCCAAACAUUUCCCACACUUGGACAGGACUGGGACAGGCAGCUGGCUGCUUCCUCCAGGAGCCAGGCAUGCCCCCGGCCCUGUGCUCCUCAGGCUACUAUCCCCGCAGCCUCUGCAGGGCCUGUGUCCUUCCUCGGGAACUCAGGGUCCUGUGUGAGCCUCUUGCGUGUGCACCAGAAAGCUCUUCUACCGUUUCCAUAGGGGAACAUGCAGGACAUAGGAAACCCUUAAAACAUGCAGAAUUCCCUGAUCACGGUUUUGGGUUGAGAUCGUGCCACCGUUGGCAUGUGGGGCACGCCACAGGGAAGCUCCAGGAUCCGGGGGCGCUGACUGCAGCUCGAGGGAAGGUCUGUUUGUGGCUGUGGGUCCCCGGCCACCGGCUGGGCCUCAUACCUCAUGAUCCUUCUCAUUCUAGCCCUGGGAGUCCGCUCAGCACUGUGGAGGCACCCGGGAGUGUCUGGGUAGAUCUUGUUCCUGGCGCCGUGCCCACUGGUUAGGCACUUAGGCCCACUCGGGUUAGGAUGUUGUCCUUGGGACCCAGCGUCUUAAGAACCCUCCAGACAGUUGAGGGCUCCUGACAGGGUGCCAGCCGGCCCUCUGGCGAUGAGAGGUUCCCCCCUUUUGUAUGUGCAUUACCGUGUCUUCUGUGGUUCUUAUAAUAAAUUUAUUAUUCCUGUG
Messenger RNA from Orcinus orca (killer whale), 5853 nucleotides. It is a transcript of the gene MED15, whose product is annotated as mediator complex subunit 15. The transcript is spliced from 21 exons. The record is from RefSeq and is a predicted model, not a curated record. Gene Ontology annotation, biological process: regulation of DNA-templated transcription. The coding region runs from base 2865 to 5015 and encodes 716 amino acids. Gene Ontology annotation, molecular function: transcription coregulator activity. NCBI's taxonomy places the organism in Eukaryota, Metazoa, Chordata, Mammalia, Artiodactyla, Delphinidae.